AUCAUCAUCACUUGCUGUCUAUUCUCAGUGGGAGCAGAAGAAAGAUCUUGUGCAGGCCUGAAGAUCACAAUCUGAACGGGAAAUACCAGAAGAAGACGCUGAACAGCUGCACCAGAAAUUCAGAUGGAGAUGGAUUGUGAGACAAGAGAUAUGUCCGAUUUUCGCCUGGUGACCCCUUGGAGCCCUGUUUCGCUGGCUACGUACAACGCUGGUGCUGCCGCCGCUAAGUGUGUCCCGAAACCAGAGCCAUUCAAGCCCAAACAAGUGGAGAAAGCUGAUGAUAGUAGUAAGGAGGACGAAGAAGGAGAAGAGGUUAAUUUUCUCGGAGUACUUUGGUUGCGGCCCUAUAAAAUGUUACGAGGGCGCAAACGUGUGGUGAUAGGACCCGGUCAUAUCGUGCCUGCGCUCAUACGAGUGUAUCUCGACAAUGACCAAGUUAUUAUUUUAGACGGGUCUGUGGGGGUGGUACGUGGACAAGUCGUGGUGAAGGCUGGUCAAAUCCUGCCGGACAGAAAACUGAUACUGGGCAUGAGACCUAAGAUCUCGGUGGAGGGACUGUUGGCCAUUGAUCAAGAAACGUUGGAGAACACUGCCCGUAACUGUGGAAUAGUGAGUGUGCCCCUACAGAUAGAUGUCGCUCCCGGUUUGAUGACUGAGGUGACUACUACAUUUGGUCCAUUUGUGGAAGGCGCUAGAUAUAUGAGGAUCUCGAAUGAUUUUGCCGUGCAGGCGAAGGGACUGUUUCAGGCACACGCGGUUAGAUUGGGGCAACACAACGACUUCAGACAAUCGCUUAACCACAAUAACCGAAGGUUCACAUCAGUUAAAGACUGACAAGAAAUCUUCCAGCUAUUUAAGGAAAUCUUAUCGUGCUAAAAAUAUUCUCUAGAUUGUCCUUACACCAACCCAGUCGAAUAUAAUCCACACAUAAUCAUAUCACAUAACUUUUAAUUGUAUCCUCCAAUCUACAUCUUGGUCUCUAAAGGUGGCAUGUUCCAUUCUAUACUUCUAACCAAAAUUCUCUAUGCAAUUCUCAUUUCUCCAAUGUGCCAUUCAACAUGUCUUUCCUAACUCGUUCACAAUUAUAAUAAUAUUUGAUUGGAUGGGCAUGAUUUAAUUUAUGUAAAUACUGCAAUGUCAGACAACACAAAUCAAAGAAGUCAUCUUUUGGGAUGUCACAUAUGACCAUGAUGUGCAGUAGAGGUUCACCAGUGUUAUGAAAGUAAGUACAGCAUCAGUCUUCAUGGUCAAAAAUUGAGCCAAGCAAGGUAACUAGUAAAAAGCAUGUGUUAGAAUUCAGAGCACAGAAUUCUUGAAAAUGUAUCUUAUAGUGAUAUUGAUGGCAAUAUAUUUUAAGGACUUACACGUCUAAUUUCACCAUACUGUGAUGUGUGCUAAUCUGAACUGUUCAGCUUAUAUUAGCCCUUUGUUUCUUCCUGCUCUCCAUAGAACAGUAAACCCUUGCUAAUCUGGAGUAACUGGGAGGAGAUGUAAGCCAGAUUAUUGAAGAAAAGUGUAGCUCUAAGAACAGAACAAAUCAUAACACAGAUAAAUGGAAAAUAUAAUGAUGUAAGUGGUGCUGAUGAAAAUAAAUAACCAAUUAUCA
Molecule: messenger RNA, 1606 nt
Organism: Cryptotermes secundus
Lineage: Eukaryota; Metazoa; Arthropoda; Insecta; Blattodea; Kalotermitidae
Exons: 2
Coding region: 124-834 (236 amino acids)
Source: RefSeq, a predicted model, not a curated record